GUUGUCUGCAAAAUACCUCGCUUUCUAACUAGCAAAUACUAUGUUAUAAUAGUGUUGGCAUUAUUUUGCCAGGAUAUUAGCCUAGUUCGACAGAUUACUAGAUUGAGUCUAUAGAAUUUCAUUUUGAAGCAGCUCCAACUCAAGUGUCCCAACAAAACCUUCGAGAAGCCUUUCUGUGACUUACGUUAAUACAAAAAAUGUCAAAAAUCUCUCAUCGUUAUUGAAAGUGUCACUUAUCAUUGUGUAUGUCUGAAAAUUUCACAUGGCUUCUGUGUAUCAUUUUUUCGACGACGCUUUACACGUUUCAAAAGACAUAGUAAUCAAGUACAAAGAAUAUAAUAUCGCUAACAAGCGAACCCACUACGCAGCAAUAAAGAUUCAGCGGCUUUUCAGGGGAUAUCAAGUCCGAAAAAAAAUUAAAAAUCUUCAUAGAGCAGCCACAAUGAUACAGAAGUGUGUGAGAGGUUGGCUUUUGAGAUACCAUUUGCCAGAUAUUUUGCAAGAAUAUUAUGAUUUCAAGUGUAUGAAAUAUUAUAACGAAAUGGCAACGAGAAUCCAAGCUAGAUGGAAGGGAUAUCAGGUUAGAAAAUAUGAAGUAUGCAUCAAAGAUUAUCUUGAAGAAAAAGAAUUGAGGAUUAAGGCUGAUGAGGAAAUUAAGAUGAUUAUGUCUCAACGUGGUCCACACCAUACAGGUGGAGGAAGUCUCAAUAUAGAAGACGACAAAACAUAUAUUGAAAAACUGCUUUUGAACCUUUUUGAUCGCCACCAUUUGCUGAAAACCCACCAGCAAAGCGGUGUCCUUUCAAAUCAUGGAAAAAAUGAGUUAUCAGAACUAGAAAAAUUUCUUCAAAGCAUUCCAUGGACCGGUUAUAUGAGGAGUUUGAAGAAAAUUUACAGCACAUAUGCCAACCAUAAAGAGAAGUAUCAAUAUACAUUCGACGAUAAGAAGUUGAGGAGAGAGGAAGAUUUGUUGAGACUGAGAGAGGAACCAGCUAUAAAAACGUCUUUAGAAGAGGAAAAUAUUCAUGAAAAGCCGUAA
This is a messenger RNA of Leptinotarsa decemlineata (Colorado potato beetle), 1039 nucleotides long. RefSeq lists its product as uncharacterized. Gene Ontology annotation, molecular function: protein binding. The record is from RefSeq and is a predicted model, not a curated record. Lineage: Eukaryota; Metazoa; Arthropoda; Insecta; Coleoptera; Chrysomelidae.